Rhizoctonia solani is the source of this 813-nucleotide messenger RNA. Its product is annotated as deoxyhypusine monooxygenase. Lineage: Eukaryota; Fungi; Basidiomycota; Agaricomycetes; Cantharellales; Ceratobasidiaceae. Gene Ontology annotation, molecular function: deoxyhypusine monooxygenase activity. Bases 1 to 813 code for a protein of 270 amino acids. The transcript has 5 exons. The record is from RefSeq and is a predicted model, not a curated record. Gene Ontology annotation, biological process: peptidyl-hypusine biosynthetic process.
AUGGCUACAGCUACGCCAGAAUCCCUUGCCAAACUAGAGGCUACUCUGCUCAAUAUAUCUGGGGAUGUGCCCCUUCAUGCGCGAUUCAGAUCAUUAUUUACAUUAAAAGCAUUACCUGGACAGGAGCCUAUUAAUAUUAUUUCUAAAGGUUUUAGAGAUGAAUCUGCGCUUCUCAAGCAUGAGUUGGCGUAUGUACUUGGACAAAUGGGCGAUCCUCGCGCAGUCCCGACAUUAUCUGAUGUACUAUCAAACGAGAAGGAGGACCCUAUGGUUAGGCACGAGGCCGCUGAAGCUCUGGGCGCACUUUCCGCUGAAUCGGCAAUCCCUCUUCUUGAAAAAUACCUUGACUGUCCUGAGCGUGCAGUCCGAGAAACAUGCGAAAUUGCACUAGAUAAAAUCAAAUGGGACGCAACGCCUGAAGGCAAGGCCGCCAAACAACUAGCCAAAGAGAAGAAGGAGCAAGGAACUGCGCAGUUCACAUCGGUUGACCCCGCACCAGCCGCUACGCAUUCCAAGCUCGUUGCGUCGCGAGACAUUGGAUCAUUAGGUCCAAAUACGAUCAAUGAGCUCCGUGAUUCGCUGCUGGAUACAUCCAAGCCUUUAUUCGAACGAUAUCGAGCUAUGUUUGCGCUGCGUGAUAUUGGGACGGCUGAGGCUGUAGAUGCCCUUGCGGCCGGCCUGAGCGAUUCAUCUGCAUUAUUCAAGCACGAGAUCGCAUUUGUAUUUGGGCAACUUCUUUCGCCCCACUCUGUCCCAGCACUCGUCAAGACCUUAGAAGAUGUUGACGAAGACGAGAUGCAAGUCUUUUACUGA